This is a messenger RNA of Enterobius vermicularis (human pinworm), 579 nucleotides long. The record is from the annotation of a GenBank genome assembly. Lineage: Eukaryota; Metazoa; Nematoda; Chromadorea; Rhabditida; Oxyuridae.
AUGGCAGACAUUUUUCCAGAAGAUGAACCACCUCCAAAAACUCUACAAACUGUUGAAGAAACAGACGUAGAAUCUGCAGCGAAAGAAGAACCGAAAGCAGAACCUGAAACAGCUGCAGAACCUUCACCAAAGAAAUCGGAAGAACGAAAAAAAUCCGCACUGCUAUCACUGUUAAAAUGGGCACCUUAUGCCGUAGUCGUUCUGUUGAUUGCUGCCGGAAUUCUGAUAAUUUUAUUGUAUACAAAUAUAUUGGGACAGAAGGAACAGAAGAAACUACCUGCCUAUAUUUGGCGACAUGGUGACCGAGCGCCAAACAAACUUUUUUCACAGAUUCCACUUCCAGAAAAUGCUUUUCCUAAAAAACUGGGAGAACUUACAGAGAUUGGUGAAGAGCAAGCACAAAAGUUAGGACGACAACUUCGGGAUUGUUAUUUUACGACAAGUAUUUCUGCAGACAAAGUAUUUAUUCGAAGUACAAAUAUUACCCGUACUAUUGCAACCGCAAAAAAUGUGAUUAAGGAGCUUCAGUUGGAUGUCGAAAUACAUCACGCCGUUGAGAUGAAAGAGGAUUAUGUAUGA